GCUAUUAUAACAUGGGUUGUUAAAAGUGUGGUCAGGGCAAGGGGAAAUCCGUAGGUCGCUCUUGCAGAAUGCGAGCUGGUUCUUCACUUAUCUCAACAACUGCGCCAAAUAACAUCAAAUAAACGGCCAUGGCAGUUCCAACCAUAACCUCUCUAUCAAAACUGGCCCCUUUUCACCAACCAACACGAACCCAAUUCAGCUCACAAACGGCUGCUUCCAAAUUUCUCCUCUCUGCAAAGCAAAGAUCACUAUUUCCAGCACCCACCAACAGCAUUUCAUCUCAGAACUUGAAAAAUGCAGCCACUAUUUUGGGGGUCACUGGAGUUACUUUAGCCACACUAAUGGUGGGACCUGACACUGCAUCUGCUUCUGAAAUAGCUGCUAUAGCGGGUUCUUCUUUCCAAUUCAACGAACCCACUAAUGCUCUCUCCUUACCCACCUGGGCUAUUCAUGUUUCCAGCGUUGUUGAAUGGGUUACUGCGAUGGCUCUGGUUUGGCAAUACGGGGAGAAGUCUGGGAAUGCUUCUUGGAAGGGACUCUCUUGGGGCAUGGUGCCCCUGCUAGGUGGAGCGUUUUGUGCCUGCACUUGGCAUUUCUUUUACAACUCAGAGUCCCUUGAGGUAUUAGUGGCUCUACAAGCAGCUUUGACAGUUCUUGGUAAUGCCACAAUGUGCGUCGCUGCAUUCCGUAUAUACAGAUCACAGGAGCAAUCAAAAGAAUCAUGAGCAUCGAGUUUGGUGUACUUUCCCAACUUUCAUCACUCAUUCAGCUUCCUUAUCUACAUGGUACUUCAUCCGAUUUCUUGCAGUCUCUUUUUCAUCUUCAAGUGGGACAUAAACUUUAAGCUGAUUGUUUUGGCAGAAGAAGAUCCACCAGUGUGGAUCGCGCUGUCCCUGUAAGAUAUAAAUUAAUUCUGUCUUUUUGGUGGCUGGUGAGUUUGUCAAGAUAGUUUCUUGACUUUGGACUUUCCAGUUGCAUUGUUGUACAUUCUUUGAACAGCUCCUUUUAGACAUCUAAAGAUGGCCAUUAUUGACUUCCUAGGAACUGUUGUUGUCAAAUGAAUCAUAUCCGACAUCUUCAACAUGUUCAUUGUUUGUGUACUGUAUCCAAUUACCUGCUUGACUA
Messenger RNA from Nicotiana tabacum (common tobacco), 1125 nucleotides. RefSeq lists its product as uncharacterized. Lineage: Eukaryota; Viridiplantae; Streptophyta; Magnoliopsida; Solanales; Solanaceae. The record is from RefSeq and is a predicted model, not a curated record.